ACUCUUUUUCUCUCCCCUUGCGUGAUUUCCACCAUUUUUGCUUGAUUGGAUGGCCAGGUAUUUUUCUCUGCGUCAAGGUGUGCCUUGGAAAAAUCUUAUUGACGCUCAAGCGAUUGAUGCUAAUAAAGCGAGAGGGCCUCGAGUGUGAAAGUACGUUCCAGUUCUCUAGGAAAUGGAAAGAAGGUUUGAAGAUCUUUCAUCAUCAUGUCAAAGUAGAAGUCUGAGUGGAAGCAGUAAUUUUUCAGAGCUAAGAGAGAGAAUGGCAAAGCAGACAAAAGAAACAAAGAGACAACAAGAAGAGGUGGAGCAAGCAACCAAACUCACCAUGGAGAAAAUUGGUCGUUCAUUUACUGGCAGUCUAGCUCACAAGCACCUUCCUGAUUUUAGCCACACAACAGGUUUUCUUGGAUCAGACACAGUGAAACCUGGUCUUAAUUGUCAGAAUGAUCUUUCUUCUGGUUCUUAUUGUAAAAGAAGCUUUACAUCACACAACAAGAGGGACACUGAAGAAUUUCAAAACAGUGGUUUUGGUCUUGAAAAUGAUCACCAAGAAAAGACUUUACAGGACUACCGCAUGCAAGUUAAGAUGCUUGAAAAAAUGCUGGGAGAGACUUACAGGCUUAGUGAACAGCAGAGAUUGGAUUUUGAUAAAACUUGCACGGAGUUGCAGGUUAAAUUGCAGGAGGUUCAGAUGGAAAGAGAUACUUUAGCAGAGAAGAGGUAUAAAGAACGUCAAGAUCAAGAGGACUUAAUAAAUCAGAUGCAAGCCACAGUUAAUGAGCUGGAGAAGAUCAAGAAGACGCACAAUGAACAAAUGAAGGAAGCCCUGAGCCGCAGUGAGGCACUGCUGAAGAAACAAAAUUUACAAGACAAGGUGCUUCAUAAGUUGCGAGCUAUCAUACUGGAUUAUGGAAAACGAUCUGGAAAGAAGAUAACCAGCCCGGAUCGAGGUGAUAGUCUGUCUUUCAGUAAUUUGGGCACUGCUAUGGAAAGGUUGCUCAGUGACUUGGAUGCAGAAAUCUCUCAACUCCAAGGAAAAAUUCAGCCUAUGGAAGAUCUUUUAGAAUCCUUCAAGCAGGAGUCUCAACGAAAACUGGAGAGCUUGAUCAAGCAACACCAGGAACAAAUGGAAAAUCUUAUUGUGUGUCAUAAUCAGAAGGUGGCAGAACUGAAUGAAAAAAUUAGCCUUUCUCGCAAUCAGGCACAGAACAUCCAGAGCCAAGUGGAAACUGUACAGGAACAAGCAAGAAACCAAAAUGCCAUUCAUAUUAAUCAACUGUCUGAUCUUGAGACCAGUGUUGCUCAGUUGAAAUCUGAACUUCAUGAAGCUAAAAGGAUAUAUAAGGAACAUAUUGAGAGUUUAGAGAAGAGCUUGAGUCAAGCUCGGUCAGAAUCAGAGUUUGCAAAAAAGGAAAGUGGCCAGCGCAGGCAGGAAUUUAGAAUUCUGGAAACACAGUAUCAGCAGAUUAUGGCUGAUCUGCAAAAUGUGAAAGAUGAACUGAUUAUGGAAAAAGAACAGAACAAGGAACUGAGGGAGAGUGAUGCGACAAAUACCAUAACUAUAGCUAAUCUGAAAAAGGAACUGGAAGAGCAGAGCAAGCAGUCACACCACCUAGAUGACCUUGUAAACACACUAAAAGAUAACUGCCAGGCCUAUGUAGAGCACCAGCUUGUAGCUGGAAAAAGGGAGAAAGACGCACUUGACAAAAUACUGUCUCUAGAGAACCAGCUAGAUGUAGUCAUGGACGAGCUGAAGAGCUUUAAAGAUAUCCAGAAAAAUGUGGCACAUCUUCAUACUUGUCUGGAGGAAAAAGAAAAAGAUUUCCAGGAAUUAGCCACAGAAAAACAAAAUAUCUAUCAACUUCUGGAGGCAAAGAACCAAGAACUAUGUACAAAAGAAGCCGAACUAGGGCAACACAUUUCUGAGGAAAAUGCUGCAAAGCUUAAACUUGCAGAAAAUGAGCAAAAGAUUAAGAUAUUGCAACAGCAAGUUGAAAAUGUUGCUCUUAUUGCAGGGCAGCAUAGCCGCAACUUUGAAGCUACACAGAAUGAGAAGAUGCAGCUUCUGAAGGAUAUAGGAGAAAUAAAACAAGAGGUGCAACAUCUAAAGAUAACAAAGAAAAACUUAAAUGACAGACUUAAAGAAAUUGAGUCAGUGAAGACGGACCUGAUGGAAUCAAAUUCUGAGAAAACGAAUAUUAUCAAAGAGCUCACCUUGGAGAAAAAUCAACUUGAAACAAAGCUUGAAGCUCAACAAAAUCAGAUGGCAAAAAUAACAGAGGAAAUGGAAGAUAUGAAGAAAAAGCAUUUCAGUAAAUGCGAAGAGAUGGAAAAGUUGGAGGCUAAGCUGAAUUCACAGCUAACAAUAACGAAGGAUGAACUGGAGCAAACCAGAAACACUUUGAAGAGCCUUCAGAGAGCUGAUGGUCAUGCAAUAAAAGUUGCCAUGGGAAUGCAGAGGCAGAUAACAUCUAAACGUGGCAAGAUUGAUGCACUGCAAAGCCGUGUUAACUUUCUAGAGGAAAGUGUUAAAAGUUAUUCCUCGGAGAAAAAGUAUCUCAAGGAAGAAAAUAUCAGGUUGUGUGAAGAACUUGCUACUGUUGUGGCAGAAAGGGCCACAUUAACAAAGGAAAUAAGCAAUCUCCAUAAUCUUGAAGGAGAUCUGACUGAAAAAACAGGGAAACUAGAAACUGCACUAAAAAAGACCUCUGGGCAGCUUGCUGAAUGCCAAAGAGUUAUCCAACAGCAAGAACAAGAACUUGUAUAUCUGAAACUACAGAAUGCUUUGGAUGCACGGGAGCUUCAUGGUCCAGCCUAUAGUUUAGCUGAACAACCACCAAGGCCACAGCUUUACCCUGUUUCUAACUAUAACUCGUCAAAUAUCCAAAAAGCAGCAAUUCAUCUCUUUGCUCUAAAACCGGAAAUUCAGCAGGAGGACAACAAAAAACGUUCUAGUGAACAACAGCUUGGAAAUCAAAAGAACCUUUACAUCUCUGCCAACUCCAUCCCUACUACAGAUGUUAAUGAUUUCCAGAAAAUGGCAGAAAAACCGUGUGUCUUACAAAAUAUAGGAACAGAUAUUUCAGUUGGACGAAACAGUAUGCAGAGAAUCGAAACUUUUAAUACCAGGGAUAUUUCUACUUUACAUACAAGAGACCUGGAAGAUGAACCCAUAAAUCCAUCACACACAAACAGGGAAUUUGAAUACUCAUUUUUGUCUGCAACUCCACGCUAUGCUUCUUCCCCAAGAAAGUUAACAAUUCCCCCGAAGUCUCCAGUGCACUCUCUGCUUGUUUCUGCUCCAGAAAGUGAUUCUCAACUGGCAGAAAAAGCAGAAAAGAUAUCCUGUGUACAAAACAAAGACGAAAAUGCUGGACCAACAUGCCGAAAACUUCAAGGCAGAUUGUACAGCCUUCAGAAUCUGAUUGCUGACUUGCAGAUAAAAAAUCAAGAGGCUACCUCAAUGAUUCAAACUCAAGAAAAAAGAAUCAAGAAAGUGAAAGUUCAAAAGAAGCUGCUCAAUACAUAAAGGCCACUUGGUGGAAAUAAGUUAUUUUCCUGUCUCACAG
Polypterus senegalus (gray bichir) is the source of this 3569-nucleotide messenger RNA. RefSeq names its product coiled-coil domain-containing protein 158-like. The record is from RefSeq and is a predicted model, not a curated record. Bases 173 to 3529 code for a protein of 1118 amino acids. Lineage: Eukaryota; Metazoa; Chordata; Cladistia; Polypteriformes; Polypteridae. The transcript has 25 exons.